CAUGGUCAAAACAUAGAACAUUUUUCAGCCUUGUUGUUUGAUUAGUUGUCCUGCUCUCAUGGUCGAUUAGUCCGCCUGCGCCGGAAUCCCGAACGUCAGGUCGGAGAGGACUCUCGUCACCUCGUUGAAAUUCGUGAAAUAUUGUGGGCGUUUGUAGUGAGAAGCUCAGACUUUUACCACAGCUCCUGAUGCUGGCUCUGUUGGGAUGCAGGACUGCUCUGAGGUGGACGCUUCCCCUGCGUUGCUCUGCGUUUCCUCUGGGGAGCUCUGCCACGAGCAGCCGGCCCUCUACCACAACCAGACAUCACUAUCUAACAGCCCCGGUCGCUCUGAUUCACCAGAGUAAAGCCAAAGCAAGUCCUGAUCCAAACGAGGUCACUCCAGUGUGGGAGUACUGGUCCGGACUGGAGGAGGAGCUGUUUGGAAUGGGGAUAUGGUCGGUGGGUUUGGGCGCUGUUGGAGCUGCGCUAGCUGGGAUCUUUCUGGCAAACACUGAUCUGUAUCUUGCAAAAGGUUCCAAGGCGUCCAUGGAAUACCUCCAAGAUGCUGAUCUGCGUUCCACCAUAGAUGAUGAGCAGGUCAUCAAGGCGAAGAGCCUGUGGGAGAAGAACGGGGCGGUGGUCAUGGCUGUGCGGCGACCUGGAUGAUUUUUGUGCAGAGAGGAGGCCUCUGAGCUGUCCUCUCUGAAGCCCCAGCUGACGGAGCUUGGGGUCCCUCUGGUUGCCGUGGUGAAGGAGAACAUAGACGGAGAGAUCCAGGGCUUCAGACCACACUUUGCUGGGGACAUCUACAUCGAUGAAAAGAAACAUUUCUAUGGCCCCCUGCAGAGAAGAAUGGCGGGUUUGGGAUUAUUUCGCUUUGGAGUUUGGCAAAACUUCAUACGGGCCUGGCGAGCAGGUUACCAGGGCAACAUGAACGGAGAAGGCUUCAUUCUAGGAGGCGUGUUCGUCAUCGGAGCAGGAGAUCAGGGAAUCCUCCUGGAGCACCAGGAGAAGGAGUUUGGUAAUAAAGUGGAGAUAGCGGACGUCCUCCAGGCAGCAAAGAAGAUUGUUCCACUGAAGUAGUUUUGUAGGGAUAAAUAAAAGCAGGUACACUGGUUAAGAUCAAAGUUCAAAUGAACAAAUAGAACUUGACAUGUUGAGUCGGUCACUGUUUACAUAUCUCAAAACACCUUCGGGUUUUGCACGGUAGUUUGUUGUAAAAUGCAGGAAAACCAGUGUUUGAUAUUCAGUUUAUUUCUUUUUACUUCCACAAACUCUCUGAAACGAUGUCAUAGGCUUUGAAGGAAAGGAAGUGGAAGCGGCAUUUUUGGUACGUCAGGUUUCGUUAAACUUGAAACACGUCGCCUGAAGGCGGGACAUUAAGUGUGAAUAUAUUUUAUCCGUCUCAAAGGCUUUAAAACAAUCAGCACAUGAAAAGCUUAAUUUGCUUCUCCUGGUCGGAUACGUGAAUGCCCUCUGACAUGGAAGACUGAAGAGUGUGUGUAAUAAUGACAACUUGACUCUAAACUCUGUGGAGAGGAGCGAGUUUGAUGCCCACACACACACACUGGUUGCAGAGGAGCGUUUGUGGUGUUUGAGGCGGUUUUGCUGUGCACUUGUGUGGGUGAGAUGUUGCUGACACAUAAAAAUGCGUUACCACUAAA
Nothobranchius furzeri (turquoise killifish) is the source of this 1645-nucleotide messenger RNA. It is a transcript of the gene selenou1a, whose product is annotated as selenoprotein U 1a. Gene Ontology annotation, molecular function: antioxidant activity. The record is from RefSeq and is a predicted model, not a curated record. NCBI's taxonomy places the organism in Eukaryota, Metazoa, Chordata, Actinopteri, Cyprinodontiformes, Nothobranchiidae.